Molecule: messenger RNA, 2100 nt
Organism: Diaporthe citri
Lineage: Eukaryota; Fungi; Ascomycota; Sordariomycetes; Diaporthales; Diaporthaceae
Exons: 2
Coding region: 1-2100 (699 amino acids)
Molecular function (GO): NADH dehydrogenase activity; calcium ion binding
Source: RefSeq, a predicted model, not a curated record
AUGCCUUCACAAGCAUCACUUGGCACGCUGGCUGCCCGCGCCGGGCGCCAACGUGGCCUCGCGAGCUUUCGGAAUGCCCCCUCAGCAAUAUCGUGGGCACAGCCCAGAGCGAUACAAGCCCGUCACCUCAGCAGAAAGUCAAGAGCCGAGCCCCCUCGACCCUCGCCGCUGCCAGCCCGGCCACAAGACUUCCUUCGACGCCAGCCCUUGGCCGCCUACACGUCCAAGACCAAUUCACGACUGCUGUCCGGGAGGCCCCUUCCACAAAGAGAGUCAUGGGCGCUCAACUUCGCAUACCGGAGCAUGGCUUGGGUGGGCAGUGGCAUAGUCUUUGUCGGCCUCGUCUUCGGUGCCUUUUUUGUCUACGAUGCCUCCACCUACAACGAGCACGCCGUCGCCGCCGAGUGUGAUGUCUCGCAACUUGCAUUGAGCCCUCGGAGGGGCGGCCCAAAGAACCUGCCUAUCGCAGACGUCCUCAUUGACGAUGAAGACACCGAGGAACACAAGAAGAGGAAGGACAAGCCAAAGCUGGUGAUCCUCGGCGGCGGCUGGGGCGGAGUUGCGCUGCUGAAGGAGCUCAACCCGGAGGAUUAUCACGUAACCGUCAUCUCGCCCGCCAAUUACUUCCUUUUUACGCCAAUGCUGCCGUCCGCGACGGUUGGGACCCUUGAGCUGAAGUCUCUCGUCGAGCCGAUAAGGAGGAUCCUGUCAAGGGUUAAGGGCCACUUCAUCCGUGCCAAGGCCGAAGAUGUCGACUUCUCAGGCAGAUUAGUCGAAGUCUCUCAGGUCGAUGCGCAAGGAAAGGACGUCAGGUUCUACGUCCCAUAUGAUAAGUUGGUUAUUGCCGUGGGGUCACAGACCAACCCCCACGGCGUCAGGGGCCUGGAGAACUGCCACUUCCUCAAGGAUAUACGAGACGCUCGAGUGAUCCGGAAUCAAGUCAUACAGAAUCUCGAACUAGCCUGCCUACCGACCACCUCAGAUGAGGAGCGGAGACGCUUGCUCUCCUUCGUGGUCAGCGGUGGCGGGCCGACGGGCGUCGAGUUCGCAGCUGAGCUGUAUGACCUCCUCAAUGAGGAUCUGACAAAGCAUUUCCCAAUGCUACUGCGCAACGAAAUAUCGGUACACCUGAUUCAGAGCCGAGGGCACAUCCUCAACACCUACGAUGAGGCCGUGUCCCGGUACGCCGAGGACCGCUUCAAACGAGACGGGAUUAAUGUCCUCACCAACUCCAGAGUGUCCGAGGUAAAGAAGGAGACCAUUGUGUUUACACAAAAGGGCAAGGAUGGCAAGACGGUCACUAAGGAGCUCCCGAUGGGCUUCUGCCUGUGGUCCACGGGCGUCUCCCAGACAGACUUCAGCCAGACGCUAGCUAAGAAGCUCGGCGAGUACCAAACCAACCGGCACGCGCUCGAGACGGACACGCACCUGCGCGUGAAUGGCGCGCCCCUGGGCGACGUCUACGCCAUCGGGGACUGCUCAACGGUGCAGAACAACGUGGCUGACAACAUCGUGACCUUCCUCCGUGGGAUGGCUUGGAAGCACGGCAAGGACCCGGAGAGUCUAGACCUGCACUUCACCGAGUGGCGCAACGUGGCCGCCGAGGUGAAGCGCAAGUUCCCCCAGGCCGUCGGCCAUCUGAAGCGGCUGGACCGCCUGUUUGCCGAGUUCGACAAGGACCAGAGCGGCACGCUCGACUUUGGCGAGCUGAGGGAGCUGCUCAAGCAGAUCGACAGCAAGCUCACCUCCCUGCCCGCGACCGCGCAGCGCGCGAACCAGCAGGGCCAGUACCUCGCCUUGAAGUUCAACAAAAUGGCCCAUGCUGCGCCGGGCCUCAGGGCCAACGAUAUCCGCGACGGCGAUCUUGACGAUGCCGUCUACAAGGCCUUCGAGUACCACCACCUCGGAAGCCUCGCCUACAUCGGCAACUCGGCCGUCUUCGACCUCGGCGGCGGGUGGAACCUGACGGGCGGGCUGUGGGCAGUGUACACCUGGCGUGGCGCCUACUUUGCGCAGUCAGUGAGCUUUAGGACGAGGAUGCUAAUGAUGAUGGACUGGACGAAGCGUGGUUUUUUCGGCCGAGAUCUUAUGAGCUAUUAA